GGGAGACGAUAGGACAAAAAAGUGAUGAUGAUGAAUACAUUGGAAAGUUUUUUGGCCACGGCGAGGGUGUCAGAUUGAAUGGCCUGUGCGCAUGUGCGAAGGUGUCCAAACUGACAAUGCUGGUGAGAUGAAGAUAGUGUUGUUGCAGCUUCUGGGCUCACGGAGGACGACGAGAGGAAUCUACAAGCCGACAAGAUGAGAUCCAAGGCGAGGGCGAGAAAACUGGCAAAAAAUGACAGUGAGCCAGUGGACAGCAUGUACGACACAGAGGCCGACCUCCCGGGUUUAGCGCCGAGUAGUGGAGGUGGUGUCGACAGUCCAGAAGAUGAUGCAGAUGACAGUGUCAUCAACAUGUCCCCACUGCCCUCACCCACCCCUUCUCAUCCAAACAACAUCCACCACCACCUGCUGCACCCCCACAUCUACGCUGCACACCACCACCACCUUCACAACAACAGCAACAGCAGCAGCAAUGACCAGGACUUCACCACGCCUAAGGAGGGUUCGCCCUACGAGGCACCCGUCUACAUUCCAGACGACAUUCCCAUUCCCGGCGACCUGGAGCUGCGGGAGUCCUCUGUGCCCGGUGCCGGCCUGGGUGUUUGGGCCAAGAGCCGAAUAAGUGCGGGUGAAAGGUUUGGGCUUCACAGCAUGCUGCAUCAUGGGGCCACGGGCAAAGACAGCUCCUUUGGAUGGGAGUUGUAA
Messenger RNA from Notolabrus celidotus (New Zealand spotty), 705 nucleotides. Its product is annotated as histone-lysine N-methyltransferase PRDM16-like. The record is from RefSeq and is a predicted model, not a curated record. The transcript has 3 exons. NCBI's taxonomy places the organism in Eukaryota, Metazoa, Chordata, Actinopteri, Labriformes, Labridae. Bases 196 to 705 code for a protein of 169 amino acids.